UCUGUCAUGACUUCUUAACCUUUUCUGAAACAGAAAAAAAAAAUUUCUCCCCUCUCUUUUUUGGCGAUAUGAAAAAUUGUUUUAAAAAUGUUUUGACUCUAAAUCUUCCGUUAAUUACAAAUCAAUUUGUCAAGACUGUUUUGAAAUUAGGUGAAAAUAGUGAUUCCGAUGGAUUUAAUAGUUUAUAUAAAUGGUGCGAUAUAAAGGAUGCAUUUAGAGAAGCAAAACGAAUUAGAAAACCGAUAUUUCUUUUAAUUCACAAUUCAUGGUGUCCGUCGUGCAAGAAAUUGAAAAAUAAAUUUUCAAAAUCAUUGAAGCUUAUUGAUCUUAGUAGAAAUUUCAUCAUGGUGAAAGUGGAAAAUACAGUCGAUACAGUGAACAAUAGCAAAAAAUUUUAUCCAGAUGGAAAAUAUAUACCAAGAAUUCUGUUUUUCACUCCAAAUGGUGAAUUGAUAAGAGAUGCUUAUAAUCGAAGUUCAAAUAUUGAUUCGAAAAAUCGUUACUAUUACAAUAAUUCUUCACAAAUUAUCGACACUAUGAAUUUUGUAUUAAGAUUAAUUUCGGAAAAUGAAUUCACGAAUUCAGAGGAAUAUAAAGACAAUGAACCAAUUAAUGAAAAUCCAAAUUUUCCAAAACCCAUUGUUACAAAUUAAAAAUUCGAAUCGUAAUUUUUUUUUAAUUAUAAAUUUUUUAAUUAAUUAUCAAUGAAAAGAAAGUUUAAAAAAUAUAAAAAAAUUUCUAUAUAA
Messenger RNA from Leptopilina boulardi, 746 nucleotides. Its product is annotated as thioredoxin domain-containing protein 12-like. The record is from RefSeq and is a predicted model, not a curated record. Bases 69 to 653 code for a protein of 194 amino acids. The transcript is spliced from 2 exons. Lineage: Eukaryota; Metazoa; Arthropoda; Insecta; Hymenoptera; Figitidae.